This is a messenger RNA of Xenopus laevis (African clawed frog), 8215 nucleotides long. RefSeq names its product ankyrin repeat domain 12 L homeolog (gene ankrd12.L). Gene Ontology annotation, cellular component: nucleoplasm. The transcript is spliced from 13 exons. The coding region runs from base 1051 to 7002 and encodes 1983 amino acids. The record is from RefSeq and is a predicted model, not a curated record. Lineage: Eukaryota; Metazoa; Chordata; Amphibia; Anura; Pipidae.
UCUUGUCGCAGGUUACGUCAUCCCGCCCAGAAAUGUGCAUCCUGCGCGCAUGCGUACUGAUCCUCCCAUGGAGCCUACUCACUGCGCCAUCAUAAAGAAGGAACCCUGUGCAGGCGAGGCAGCGGAUAUGGGCAGAAUGGCAGCUCAGUCCAUGCACGCUGCCUGGUAUCUUAUGAAUCCAGGUCCAGCUAUGUGGUAUUGGCGGCUUCGUUCUCUUCUGCAGCCGCUCCCAGAACCUUCCAGGCGCUGCCAUAUCGGGUGACUCCCGGAGAAGGGGCUUGGUGAUGUCAGCUACGCGUCAACCAAUCGCAGCAAUCCGCUGUGUUCCAAACUGCCAGGUUGCAAGAGCAAGCACCGCCUCCCCUACUCAUGGGAGGGAGCUUCAGUCGCAUUGACAGGUCACGGCAUACACUUGUAGAAUAUAAUGAGUGCGUAUAGAGAAGAUGUUAUAUUUCAUGGACUGUCAAACUGUGGCUCUUCAGUCACUGUAUUGUAGUUCUCAGCUAGGCGGGAGACGGCUCGUUAUUCACAAGUUGUUGCAGACCCACCGUUUUGAGAGCAAAGAGUAUCACUAGCACAAACAUCACUGUUAUCAAUAUUCUAUUGUACUUAACCUUGCGGCCUUGGCUCUCUCUCCUCCCUACUUUCUCUCUAGCCAAUCCGCCUCGCCUCUCUCUAGGUCACGUGGGAGGCAAGUGGCGGCCAAUCCGGCUCCGGUCGUUGAGGGCUGUGUGACUGGAGGAGGAGGUGGGGAGAGCGAGAGAGAGACUGUAGAAAGGAGAGAGGGGUGUGAGCGCUGCUGUUCGGAGGAGAUAGUCAGGGUUGUGGACCCCCCUGUUUUAAAACAGUGGCCGCUCUAUGCCUGACGGAGCAGGCGGAGGUUCGAGGGGACUGGCUCUAGACGUUCGAACAAGAAAGAUCGCGCCGGGUGACUUGACAAGGCGCGCGAACUGGAACACUUCCGACCAUCUGUAAGAGAAACGUGUGGCGGCUUUAGCAGGUGCACAAUGUUCAAAUUGAUCAGCAGAGUGGAAAGCUAACAAUAAUAAGAUGCCCAAAACAUUAUCCUCAAAAGCCACCCCAAGUGAGAAUUCAGAUAGCGACUGCAACAUCAUGGUUGAAAAAUCAACCGGACGAAAGAAUAAAGAGAAAAUAUCAUCCUUCAGUAGAACACCUAAACUGGAUAGGAGUGAAAUUAGCAAAGAAAUGAAGGAAAAAACUUCCAUGAAACGCAAACUUCCUUUCACUCUCCGCCCAACCGGAACUGAAGAAAGGGAUUCUGACACUGAUUCAGAACCAGAACACACCAGUGAAAACUGGGGAGAACGAUUAACUCCUUUCAGCACAUACCCAGAGAAAGAAGAACCAGAGAAGAAGAAGAUAAAAAGAGAACCCGGAGGCAAAAAAUCCACUCCAGUUAACAUCCUUUUUGGUUACCCUUUAUCUGAACGCAAACAGAUGGCACUUCUCAUGCAAAUGACAGCCAGAGACAAUAGCCCAGAUUCCACUCCAAAUCAUCCUUCCCAGGCAACGCCGACUCAGAAGAAAAAUCCAUCGUCCUCUACACGGCAAAAAGACAAAGUUAAUAAAAGAAAUGAACGUGGAGAAACACCCUUACAUAUGGCAGCCAUCCGGGGAGAUAUAAGCCAAGUGAAAGAGUUGAUUCGUAUGGGUGCAAAUGUCAAUGUUAAAGAUUUUGCAGGUUGGACUCCUCUUCAUGAAGCUUGUAACAUGGGUUAUUAUGAUGUUGCAAAAGUCUUGAUAGCAGCUGGAGCAGAUGUUAAUACGCAAGGACUGGAUGAUGAUACGCCUCUUCAUGAUGCAGCCAGCAGCGGCCACAGAGAUAUUGUGAAAUUGCUAUUACGACAUGGUGGCAAUGCAUUCCAAGCCAACAAACACGGAGCACGUCCUGUUGAUGUAGCUGAAACAGAAGAAUUGGAGCAGCUGUUAAAGAGGGAGGUGCCAAUCUCUGAUGACGAUGAAAGCUAUACAGAUUCAGAAGAACCACAGUUUAAUAAUCUGUCAAGCGUGGAUGAAAACUUAGACUCAGAGGGAGAAAAGGAAUCUUUGAUCAAUGAAAGCAAACAUGUUACAAUUAAAGGAACACCUUGCACCUCAGGACUUGAUGAGUAUGAAUUUAAAGAUGAUGAGGAUGAUGAAGAUGAACCAGAAAUCCACAAGAUGUUUGAAGAUAAGCAUAUACUUAGGAAUGACAUUAAAAAUGAAAACACUGAAGCAAGGAUAAAUGAUGGUUUCUUUAUAAAGCAGGAGAAAGUUGAUUUUCCAAAAAUUUACAAAAACCGGAAACCAAAGCCAUCUCGUCUGUUAUUUUCCAGUUCUGAUAGUUCUGAUGAUGAUUUGCUUCCAGAGAAAGUCAGUUUGAUAUCUGAAAGUCUCAAUUCAGACAUCAGACCUAAGAAGGACUAUAGUAUUUUACAUGAACAGAAAGAGAAGGGGAAAGUCAGAAGGAAAUUGAAGAAUCAAAGCAAAAAUAAAGAAAACCAGCAGUUAAAACAAGAAAGAGAUAAGAAAGAAAAUAUAAAAGUAGUGAAUAUGGUAGUGUGCCCUAGCUUAGAGUCCUUGGACAAGUCUAGAGAAGAGGAACUAUUUAGAAAAUCACUUUGCACAAAGGAAGAACCUUCCUUACAAUUAUUUCAGAUCACUCCUGGCAAAUCACCCAAACACACUUAUACGUUUAUUGACAAGCAGUCAACACCUCUGAAGCAGGAAAACACUAAAAUGUGUGUUUCACCCCCUGGUGGAUCAGAAUCAUCACUGCAGACUGAUUUGUUCCGAUAUGAUCAAAGUACCAAUGCUGAAUAUGCAAUUGAAAGUUCAAGUUCUUCUUUCUCUAAAUAUAAAGAAAAGAGUAAACAUCUGAAGGAGUUUUUUAUUGAUUAUGCAGAUAAGGCUAUCUUAAAAUGUAAAGAAGAAGGUAAAAGUCCAUCGUUUGAAACCUCUGAGUGUGUGCCUAAAAAAUCUGACAAGGAGGGUAAAAUAGUAAAAAAACACAAAAUUAAACAUAAAGAAAAGGAAAAAGAAAAGUCCAGAAAAGAUCCAGAUGUUGAAAAUGACAGGACCAAGCAUAGAGAAAAAAAUAUUCAGAGACAAAUAGAAUUUGACAGAGAAUUCUGGAAAGAAAACUUUUUUAAAAGUGAUGAAAAUGAUGAGGAAUUUUUAAUCAUGGAUUCAAAGAACACCUUAUCCGAGAAAAAAGUCAAACUGGAAAAAUCACCAGCGAAGGAAGACCAUUCAGUCAGAGAGAAUUACGUCUUGAUAGAAAAUGUUAAAGAUGGACAAGAGGAGCCAUCAAAACUGGAUCAAGAAAAAACUCAAAAAGAAGAAAAAGGAAAAGAUUGCAAUAGUGAUGCUGACAGUUUUCAUUCGGCAAAAGAAAAAGAGACUAAAAGUGUCCCUUUAAAUGUAUUUGUAAAAGAUGAGUCGUUACAAAUUGAUAGAGAAACAGACGCAGAAAAGCAAUUUAAGGAAGGGAAAGAAAAAAGUGAAAAACGAUCUGCACUUAAGGAGAGGGACUUGGAAAAGAAAGGCACUGAAAAAGAGAAGAAGGCAAAAUCAGAUUACAAAUCUGAAAGAGAAAAAGUAGAAAUGUCAGAAAACACAGAUAAAUCUAAAUCACAUUUGCAAUCACCAGAUAAGCUUCAAAAGGAAAGCGAUAAAAUUAGGGCAUCAGUUGUUGGCAAAAAAAAUGAUGACAAAGAAAAACCUAAAGACAAAAAAGAGCGGAAUGAAAAAGACAAGCAUCUUGGAGAGCACAAACUUUGCACAGAUAGAAAACCCAAGCAUGCUGAAAAAGAUUCAGAAUCAAGCAGAGCAGAUAAAACUAAACGUAGAGAGAAGGAAUUCAGAAAAAAAUCAAGGGAAGGAGAUUUUUAUGCUGGUGCAAGCUCCAAGCAUAGUCAAGAAGAGCGCAAGCAAAGUGGCAACACUGAUAGCAGUAGAGUACUUCAUGAAAAGCCUGCUGUUGUAAAGGAAAAGCUAAAAGAGGAGCAGCAGAAGGUUCCAGAACAUAAAGAAAAGGAUAGAAAAGACAAGGAAAAAGAUAUUGAUCGAUAUAAAGAAAGAGACAAGCAUAAAGACAAAACACAGACAAAUAUUCCAAAGUUGAAACCUAAAGAUUCCGAAGCAGAAAAAUGCAAAUCUAAGUUGCAGUCUGCAAAAGACACCAAGUUGAAAGAAAAAAGGCUGGUCAACGAUGAUCUCAUGCAAACUAGUUUUGAACGGAUGCUAAGCCUCAAAGACCUUGAAAUAGAACAGUGGCACAAAAAACAUAAAGAAAAAAUAAAACAGAAGGAAAAGGAAAGACUAAGGCACCGGAAUAGUGUAGAACUUACUAAAAUAAAAGAAAAACCAAAACAUUCACCAACUCUAUCCAAAAAUAAAGAAUUAACAAGAUCGAAAAGUUCUGAACUAUCAGAUGUAUACACAAAAGAGAAAUCAUUGAAAGAUGCCACAAGUUGCAGAUCAAAUUCAGUUGAUGCAAAGAACUUGACCGCUUCAGGGAAGACCCUUUUAAUUUUAGAAAACAGUAAUAUAACAAGGUCGCCUAGAUCAGAGAGUGAAAAAACCGGCCUAUGUUCGCGGUCUGUGUCUAUGAUUUCUGUUGCUAGCUCGGAGGAAUCUUGUCAUGCAACUGUGACUACACCAAGGCCUACGACAGAAUAUGACUCAGACUUUGCUUUAGAAGGAUCUGACUCGCAAAUGUCUUUUUCACAGUCUCCGUUCUUACCUACUGCCAAGUCACCAGCCACUCAUGACAGAGAUUUAGACACCAUUGCAGAGUUGCCUGAUCGAGUUAGACCACCUCUGACAAAUAGACUUCUACCAGGUUAUCUUAGGUCAACUUCUGUAGAAGAUGUAAAAUUGGUGAUCAGUGAAUGCAGACCAGUUGUAGAAGUACGGCGGUGCAGUAUGCCAGCUGCCUUGGGUGAUCAAGCAAAGGCCAUACAAAUCGUGUUUGAAAGUAAUAUACCAGAAGUGCCAUCCUCUGUAAAAAUGACACCAAAUAGGUGUAUAUCUCCAAAACCCGAAAUAUUGCCUGCGUUGGAAAAGGAUGCUUAUAAUAGCACUUGUGUCCCGGCAUGUAGCAAAAACUCUUUGGAUGGAAGUCUCAUUAGUCCAUCAUCUCAGGGAAAUUGUCUUCAAAGUGGGACUGAGUCACCUGUAACACAGAUUGCCACCCCUGCUACUUUUGAAUGUGAACAUGCAAAGUUGUCUUGCAGUGAAAACGAUUCUACAGUCCUUUCAGAAAACCAAACGUGUCAAGAAAUGUUAUGUUCCAGACAAGAAAACACAGUCAUUCAGGAAUGCCCUGCUUUACCUCCACAAACACAAAGUCAUUUUGUUGUAAAUACUACAGUUUCAGAUCCACUCUGCUUCUCAAAAACUGACCCACCAAUAAAUUAUAAACAAGAACACAGCAUUGUAAAGGAAGAGCAAACUCAUUGUGCCAACUCUAGCUUUGUCAAGGCAGAUGAGUCUGAAUCUGAAGUUAAACUCGUUCACACAGAAGACACAAUUGAACGCUUAAAAAUUGUAUUGACUGAUGCUAAUAUAGGAGGCAUACCAAGCGAGGGUGAUGAGGCUAUGCAGGUUAGCACAGAAAUAAAUACAGACAUUUCUUUAAGUAACCCAGAUUUUAAGGAGAGAAUUUUACAGGAGAAUAUAGCUGACGGUGAGUCCACAUCAAAUGAAGACCAAUCCAUUAUAGAAAGUACUCCUGCUUCCAACGUUAAAUGUGACACUGAUGUGGUUCAAGGUUUUGAAACUGCAGAAAUAACUAAAGAUAGUCCUGACCAACAAGUCAUUCCUCAAACAAGUUCUGUGCACACAAACGAAUCUCCUAAAACCGAGCUAUCGCAGUAUCCUUUAUCAGUUAUGGAAAGUCCACUUCCUCAGCUAGGUGAUGAUGCGCAAACUUGUAGCCAGUCUGCUAAGAUGGAAACAGAGGAGAAUGCUGAGGAAAAGGCAGAACAAGAAAUUCCACAAAGAAUUACAAGAAACCGGGCCAAUAUGUUGGCCAACCAGAAUAAGCAGGUCCAAACUAUUUUUUCUCAUUCAUCUGAUAAAGACAUGGUUGAGUCUUCUAUGGCUUUAAGAGGGAGGAUACGUCUGACAGAAGAAGAUGAUAUGCAAGUGCAUCAUCCACGCAAAAGAAAGAUGGCUCGUGUUCCUCAACCUGGGCUUGCUAAUUCCUCUGUAAUGCAAGCAAAGGAAAAAACCCAGCAAUCCCUGGCAGCUGUUGUUGACUCAUUAAAACUGGAUGACAUCCAACCUUACCAAUCAGAAAGGGCAAAUCCAUACUUUGAGUAUCUACAUAUAAGAAGGAAAGUAGAGGAAAGACGUAAAAUGCUGUGUAGUGUUAUUCCGCAAGCACCACAAUACUAUGAUGAAUAUGUGACCUUCAACGGGUCAUACCUUUUGGAUGGAAAUCCUUUCAGCAAACUCUGUAUUCCAACUAUUACACCUCCUCCAUCUCUAUCAGAACCACUGAAGGAGCUCUUUCGACAGCAAGAGGUUGUUAGAAUGAAACUUCGGUUACAGCACAGCAUUGAAAGGGAGAAGCUCAUUGUGUCUAACGAGCAGGAGGUUUUGCGUGUCCAUUACAGAGCAGCAAGAACCCUGGCCAACCAGUCGCUUCCAUUCAGCGCAUGCACGGUGUUGCUGGAUGCAGAGGUGUAUAAUGUUCCACAAGAGUCUCAGACAGAAGAUGGUAAAGCAUCCGUGCGAGAUCGUUUUAAUGCGAGGCAGUUCAUGUCUUGGCUGCAAGAUGUUGAUGAUAAAUUUGAUAAACUAAAAACAUGCCUUCUCAUGAGACAGCAACACGAGGCAGCAGCACUAAACGCAGUUCAGAGAUUAGAGUGGCAGCUCAAACUCCAGGAACUUGAUCCUGCUACGUACAAAUCUGUCAGCAUUUACGAAAUCCAAGAAUUCUAUGUCCCCUUAGUGGAAGUCAAUGAUGAUUUUGAAUUGACACCUAUAUGACAAUGUCACAUUCUGCAGCUAUUAAAAGACUUCCUCGGUAAGCAAGGCUGCAGAAGAUGGGUCAUCUAGCGCAAUUUAAGGAGGCCAUGUCUCUCCCGAACAUAAGCACUGUUUCUCUAAAGAUGUGUGAAGGUCAAGCAAAUUCUAGAGCCCAAGCCUUCAGGUCUUAGGAGUCCAAACCCUUCCUUGCAUGUGCAAAUGCAGGAAAUAAUAUCGUUGAUAGAAGGCCAUUAUUUUACAGGCAAAACAAUCGUGCAAUUAAGUUGCCUGAUCACCUUACAUCGCGCUUCUAGCUACUGUUGCUGGAAAGGGGCUAAUCUGCAGCGCAGGAAGCUGCACCAGGAAAGCAGUUGUGCUACUAAUAGAAUUAACUUAGACAGUUGCACUUACCCCCAGCUGUUUGUGGUGCAUGCAGUGUUUUGCACGACAGUGUAUGGCAGUUCUGUUGAAGAGCUUAAUUGCUUCUACCACACAGUGCCACAGAAAACCACAGAAGCGCAAUGGAGAUUCGAACCCUGCUCUCUAACAAAGGGUUAAAUGUCCACGAGGAGAUUCCGUAAAAGACUAUAAUGCUCUGAAAACUUUAAGUGCUCUAAAUCCUUUGCAUUGUAGGAAGAUUUCGCAUGUAAUUUGAACAGAUCUAAUAUUGUCUUAUUUUAAAUAACUUAUUUUAUAUAUAAAAUGUGCAUUUGUACAUAGUAUUGUAAUUAAUUGUUGAAACUGUACAAACCCUAGCUAUUUUAUGUGUAAACUGUUUUACGUCAGAUGUUUUAAUGGACCAAAGUUGUCUUUUGUUUUUAUUUGUAAAGUGAUGUAUGUGUCCGUGUUGCAAGUACAGCAUGAUCAGGGCCUGAGAAGGUCCGACUACAAGGUAUUGCAUGCUCCACUCUUUUACUACAAUGACUCGAUUAAUAUUUGCCCUAGUUAACCCUCCGAGUGCCACUAAGAGCAUGCAUCAUGCUACAGUGUCCAAUGGCACUAGGAGGGUUAAAAAAAACCAACUAAUUUAAUUUUAGCCUGCUGCCGAUAAUUUUUUUUUGUUUAAACCUUAAGAAAAAAAAAAGAAAAGACAUUGGACACAAGUUGGCCUAUUUUUAAAAAGCCGCCUUUGAAUGAAAUUCUAAAAUUGUAAAUGGUCUAUUUUAAUAUUUACCUAAAGUUUGUAUAUAUUUCUGUAAAUAUGUUGUUUAAUAAAUUUUAUUGGUCAUGUUCA